Messenger RNA from Ostertagia ostertagi, 582 nucleotides. Lineage: Eukaryota; Metazoa; Nematoda; Chromadorea; Rhabditida; Trichostrongylidae. The record is from the annotation of a GenBank genome assembly.
AUGAAGACCAUGAAAACGAUCGAAGGAGUAAGUAGAACGAGGAGCAUAGAAGUUACUGAAAGUCGAACGCAGAAGACUGAAAAGCGAGCUCGACCGCCAAGUCGACGAUCAUCUCGUAUGAGACGAGAAGAUUCCAGUAGAAUGAAAUCCGUGAAGACACAACACGAUGACGGCACUAUUAAGACUGUGAACAUAAAACAGCUUUCACGUGUGCUCGCUGUAGAGCCGGUGUUGACCAUGCAAUCUGUCAAGCUGAAAGAAAUCAAAGGCAUUGAAGAACUGAAAGCGGUCGGAACGCAAGAGGAUGAAAUUAUCACUCUAACAAGGCUCGACGACGACCCGACCAUCAUUCAACAACCGCCGAAUCGUUAUGAAAAAGCUGCAAGCGACAAACAAAUGGUCGUUGAUCCAGAGCGGGUUGAAAAACGAGGAAAUAUCGACAAUAUGUAUACGAAGCUGAAAACGCAGUUCAUUGACCAACUUCGUGAGAUAGAACUACCAUCAGAUCGAGAAAUGCCAGAGAAACAGCAAGACGCAUCGCGCAGUAGAAGAAAGGCCAAGUGCGCUACUGUGUGGUCGUGA